Molecule: messenger RNA, 681 nt
Organism: Vombatus ursinus (common wombat)
Lineage: Eukaryota; Metazoa; Chordata; Mammalia; Diprotodontia; Vombatidae
Product: polyglutamine-binding protein 1
Exons: 1
Coding region: 1-681 (226 amino acids)
Biological process (GO): alternative mRNA splicing, via spliceosome
Cellular component (GO): nuclear body; cytoplasm
Molecular function (GO): protein binding; ribonucleoprotein complex binding
Source: RefSeq, a predicted model, not a curated record
AUGCCUCUCCCCGCAGCCCUCCAGUCCCGCCUGGCCAAACGAGGGCUCCUCAAGCUCGUGGAUCCCGAGCCAGAGGAAGAAGUCAUCGCCGAAGACUAUGACGACGACCCCGUGGACUACGAGGCCACUCGCCUCGAAGGCCUGCCCCCCAACUGGUACAAAGUCUUAGACCCGGCAUGCGGCCUUCCCUACUACUGGAACGUGGAGACGGACCUCGUGUCCUGGCUCAACCCCCACGACCCCAGCUCGGUCAUCACCAAGGCGGCCAAGAAGCUCAAGGGCGGCUUGGAGCCCGAAGAGAAGAUGGACCGCGGCCACGAUAGGCCGGAGCGCGGAGGCUACGACAAGGCGGAGCACCGGUACGAGAAGCCAGAGCGGUACGAGAAGCCGGAGCGGGACGAGGCCAAGGAGUGGCGCUGCCACCGCCGGGAGGAGCUGGCCCCCUACCCUAAGAGCAAGCGAGCCAGCCGCAAGGAGGAAGAGCUGGAUCCCAUGGACCCCAGCACCUACUCGGAUGCCCCCCGGGGCACUUGGUCCACGGGCCUCCCCAAGAAGAACGAGGCCAAGACGGGCGCCGACACCACGGCGGCCGGCCCCCUGUACCAGCAGCGGCCGUACCCGUCCCCGGGAGCAGUGCUUCGGGCCAACGCCGAGGCUUCCCGGACCAAGCAGCAGGAGUGA